UGACGGGCUAAGCUAGCUAGCGUUAGCUUCCUCCUGCCAAACCUUACCGGUACGUGUAGCUGGCAGUCCCACAUCAUGUUCAGAGCCGCCGUCCGACUGUCUGUCUCCGGUGUCCGGAGUGUAACCCGUACGCAGCCAGGGUGCCAAGCUCUUCUGGCCUCAAGGUGUUACUCACAUGGGAAGCAAGAGACAGAUGAGGAGUUUGAUGCCCGCUGGGUCACCUACUUCAACAAGCAAGACAUUGACGCAUGGGAGCUGAGGAAAGGGAUGAACACAUUGGUUGGUUAUGAUCUGGUACCUGAGCCAAAGAUUCUUGAGGCAGCACUGAGAGCCUGUCGGCGGUUGGACGACUUAGCCAGCGCUAUCCGAAUUUUGGAAGCUGUGAAGCACAAAGCCGGACCUAAUAAAGAGAUCUACCCGUACCUGAUCCAGGAGCUGCAGCCAAUAUUGGAUGAGCUUGGUAUCUCCACACCUGAAGAGCUCGGCAUUGACAAAUUGUGAAUGAGUAGAUGUCUGACAGUGGAUAUCCCCAGGACACAAAACCCUUGUACUUAAAUGUUUGCCUAAUAUAAUACAUGUGAUAUUUAAUUUGGCCUUUAUUAGGUUCUUUUGCUUGUAAAAUAUUUAUGAACUUAAUAAAGGAAACUGUAUCUUUAUUGAGUGUCACAAGUAUUUUUGGAUAUUUGAAGUAGUUGAGUACAUAUUGAAGCAAUACUUCUUUUCAAGUUGCUUUAAUGGAGAACAGAGCGUCACUUUUCAGUGCAUGUUGUCUCAGUGUCGAGACAUUCUUGUGAGAGUCACAUUUUGCCACCAGGGAGCAGUGUUUUCACAUGAAUGUAAAAAUCAUUUUACUGUAUUCAGUCAAUAUUGCAUCUGUUUUCAUUUCAGGGAAAAUUUACAUGCUGAUUAAAUAAAGUUGUUCAAAUGGCAAA
Seriola dumerili (greater amberjack) is the source of this 932-nucleotide messenger RNA. RefSeq names its product cytochrome c oxidase subunit 5A, mitochondrial-like. The transcript has 5 exons. The coding region runs from base 76 to 501 and encodes 141 amino acids. Gene Ontology annotation, biological process: mitochondrial electron transport, cytochrome c to oxygen. The record is from RefSeq and is a predicted model, not a curated record. Gene Ontology annotation, cellular component: mitochondrial inner membrane. Lineage: Eukaryota; Metazoa; Chordata; Actinopteri; Carangiformes; Carangidae.